Messenger RNA from Perca flavescens (yellow perch), 976 nucleotides. Its product is annotated as glycine N-acyltransferase. Gene Ontology annotation, molecular function: glycine N-acyltransferase activity. Bases 85 to 927 code for a protein of 280 amino acids. The transcript is spliced from 5 exons. The record is from RefSeq and is a predicted model, not a curated record. Gene Ontology annotation, cellular component: mitochondrion. Lineage: Eukaryota; Metazoa; Chordata; Actinopteri; Perciformes; Percidae.
AAUUUGCAUGGAUUCACAGGAACGCUGCGCUCCCAAUCCUAUCCUAACAACUUUGGUACGGGUUUCUUGAUAUCCCAGACUGGAAUGAUUUCACCAGAAAUGACGAUGGAACUGACCGGAGAGCAGCUGAAAGUGACUGAGACCCAGCUGAAAAGAUAUUUACCUCGGUCACAACAGGUUUAUGGUUUUCUGGUCCUCAGAAACAGAGUCAGAUCAGACUCUGUGAGGGUUUUAGUGGACAGAUGGCCAGAGUUCAACGUCAUUGUCUGCAAACCACAAUACGAACAGAAGGGUGAUCACUUCAAAGACACACUGGUUUUUGCUAAAGAUGAAGCUGUUCUCGAAGAAACCAUUAGGAAGUCCUCUGUUAUUGACUGGACCCAGUACCUUUGUCUUGGAAUCAAUCUUCGCCACUUGGAGAUAUUCAAAGCAGUGGCAUCAGAAAAAGACGUGUCCAGCAGCAAACUGGCAGUGUGCCAUAUGAUGAUACUGGAGGAUGUAUCCAACCUUCCCUCUAUAGACAGCUCCGGGAUCUCACUUAGCUCUCUGGAUGAAUCGCACGUCAGCUUGGUGAAUCAGAUGUGGAAGUUUGGAAAGAACGAGGGCGCUGCCAGAAUGAUCCGGAACAUGAUAGCAAACUUCCCCUCCUGCUGCGUGCUAGAUGCAGAAGGAACGCCUGUGUCCUGGAUCCUGACCUAUGCGUCAUGUGCAAUGGGCAUAUUGUACACUCUGCCAGAGCACAGAGGGAAAAGCUACGCCAAAGUCCUGGUCAGCACCAUGGCCAAGAGACUCCACGCUCAGGGCUACCCGGUGUACUGCUUCAUAGAGGAGGAGAACGACGUCUCCUACAUGCUCUUUAAAAAACUGGGCUUCAUUGAGGACCCCUCAUACAGGGAAGCCUGGUUUGGAUUCAAUGAUUCUUUUUAAAAGUAACACGCCGACUUAUUGGGAAUUUAGUUUAUUCACCGUAACCCCC